CUUCCCAAAUCAGCAGCAGGUUCGCCCUCGCUUCCGCCUUCAGCAAGGCUGGCAUUCGACUCCGCUCUUGCCUUGCCGCCCUCCUCAGCAAAUCCCUCCACCAUUUCGUUGCCACCUUCGUCUCCAAUAUAUAUACAGGCCGGAGCCGCUGACCUCUCUCUCCGCGUUGGAAGCAGCAAGACAGAGGCUAGCUAGCUUGUGUCCCGGCACUGCACAUAGCAGCAGCAGGGACAGGGGAUAGCUAGCCAGCCAUGGCGCCAGCAUUGCCUUGUAGGCCAAAGCUGCGGCUCCUGUGCGUAGGCGUAGCCCUGGCCUUCCUCCUGGGCGUCGAUGUGGGCAGGGCGGACAUCUACAAGGACAUCCAGAUCAUAUGGAGCGCGGACCACACCUACUACUUCAUGGACGGCGACAGCGAGGCGCUGGCGCUCUCGCUGGACUUCAACCGGGGCUCCGCCUUCAAGUCCAACGACAUGUACCUCUUCGCCCGCAUCGACCUCGACAUCAAGCUCGUCGAAGGCAACUCCGCCGGCACCGUCUGCACCGUCUACACCAUCUCGGAGGGGCCGUGGGACAUCCACGACGAGAUCGACCUGGAGUUCCUGGGCAACUCCACCGGAGAGCCCUACACCCUCCACACCAACGUAUUCGCCUACGGCGUGGGCGGCCGGGAGCAGCAGUUCAAGCUCUGGUUCGACCCCAGCGCCGAGUACCACACCUACUCCAUCGUCUGGAACCCCAGGCGCAUCACGAUCGAGGUGGACGGCGUGACGAUCCGGUCGUUCGACAACAACGAGGAGCAGGGCGUGCCGUUCCCGUCGUGGCAGCAGCAGCGGGUGUACGGGAGCCUGUGGAACGCCGACGACUGGGCGACGCAGGGCGGGCGCGUCAAGACGGACUGGUCGCUGGCGCCCUUCGUCUCCUACUACCGCAACUACAACAUCACCUACUGCCGGCCGUCGCCGGGGGUGUCGUGGUGCGGCGCCGAGCCCGCCGGGUCCCCGCACUUCAACCUCUCCCCCAAGGCGCGCGCCGACCUGCAGUGGGUGCGCAACAUGGGCUACGUCAUCUACGACUACUGCACCGACAUGAGCAACCGGUACACCGCCACCAGCAGGCCCAAGGAGUGCUCGCUCCCGCCCCGCCCGUGAGGAAUUUGAUCUCAUUGGGCUUGGUUGAGUGAGAGGGUUGAGCGAUCGAUUCAUUGUUUGGGUUCGAUAUACAGUAUCGUACCCUGAUUAUUUUUGUACAUCUGAAGAAACAGGUACGUGCGGCGCAGCGGGCUUGAUUCUUUCAUUGGAUUUCUGAUUCCGGCCUCCCCUUUCCUCCACUUGUAUCAACAUUUAUAUGACACACACAGAGCGAUUUUUUUUUGGCCA
Messenger RNA from Triticum dicoccoides, 1376 nucleotides. RefSeq names its product probable xyloglucan endotransglucosylase/hydrolase protein 16. Gene Ontology annotation, cellular component: apoplast; cell wall. Gene Ontology annotation, biological process: cell wall biogenesis; xyloglucan metabolic process. The coding region runs from base 252 to 1148 and encodes 298 amino acids. Gene Ontology annotation, molecular function: xyloglucan:xyloglucosyl transferase activity; hydrolase activity, hydrolyzing O-glycosyl compounds. The record is from RefSeq and is a predicted model, not a curated record. The transcript is spliced from 3 exons. Lineage: Eukaryota; Viridiplantae; Streptophyta; Magnoliopsida; Poales; Poaceae.